Molecule: messenger RNA, 2229 nt
Organism: Annulohypoxylon maeteangense
Lineage: Eukaryota; Fungi; Ascomycota; Sordariomycetes; Xylariales; Hypoxylaceae
Product: Dehydroquinate synthase-like protein
Exons: 4
Coding region: 322-1830 (502 amino acids)
Cellular component (GO): mitochondrion
Molecular function (GO): alcohol dehydrogenase (NAD+) activity; metal ion binding
Source: RefSeq, a predicted model, not a curated record
GCGGAGAUGUUUAUCACCGGCUCAAGAGCCGGCAGAAGGCGCAAUUCCCCCACAGCGGGACAGUUGCUACCCCACAUUAUUCUUUCCUUCCCUUUGUUUUACCUAGGUCCUAUGAGGUAGGGAUGUUGGGGAUCUCACUCAUUGCUCCUGGCGGCUUAAGAUUCUAUCCUAAUUCAUCUACGUCACAUUGAGAAUCAACUAGGGAACAUCAUUUCCUUCUGCCUAGGUGCCUGUUCCUAAAUAGUAGUUGAGCUGUUGUAUAAGUGGUGUACGUCUUUGAAAUUGGUAAUCCCGAUUUUCGGCAGAUUAUAAAUCCCCAAGAUGGUUGCCGCGGUUCGAGUGGCACCCACUGCUGCUUCAAGAGCAGUCAGUUUAUUGCGAACUGUCCAGUACGCUCAUCCACCAAAUUGUCCAUGCCACUCAAAUCCGGGCCAUCACCAUCAUCAUGCGAGACCUCACAUUGACGCAUAUGCUCAGCAUACCCAGCAACUAACUGGAAGACGCGGGUUUGCUUCUCCUAUAGAUCCUUCUCAGCAGAAAGAGUAUGCGUUCGAGAUGGCCGCCUCGUCAAUCCGAUUUGGACCUGGCGUGACUCAAGAAGUUGGUAUGGACUUCAAAAAUAUGGGUGCAAAACGCGUCUGCGUCGUGACCGACUCAACUGUGCGAAAACUCACUGCUGUAAAGCAAGUCGAAGAGGCCCUAUCAAGAGAAGGUAUCAAAUAUGAAAUAUUUGAUAAAGUCCGCGUCGAGCCCAAGGAUAGUUCCAUUAAGGAGGCUAUUGCUUUCGCCAAACCGUAUCAGCCGGAUGCAUUCUUAGCAGUUGGAGGAGGCUCAGUCAUCGACACGGCCAAGUUAAUGAAUCUUUAUACCGAGUACCCCGACGCUGAUUUCCUGGAUUUCGUCAACGCUCCUUUAGGCAAUGGGCGGCCGAUUGAGAAGAAACUUAAACCCCUUGUCGCCAUCCCCACCACAGCCGGCACCGGCAGUGAGACUACCGGAACGGCAAUCUUCGAUCUGGUGGCGAAGAGAGCCAAGACCGGAAUUGCACACCGUAACUUAAAGCCCACCCUCGGCAUUUGCGAUCCACUCAACACGAGGACGAUGCCUUCGGCAGUGAAAGCUAGUUCCGGAUUAGAUGUUCUGUGUCACUCACUCGAAUCGUGGACAGCGCUUCCCUUCAACGAGAGGGUGCCUAGACCGUCUAACCCUAUCCUAAGACCCGCUUACCAAGGUGCAAAUCCAAUCAGCGACAUUUUUUCACUGAGUGCCCUGAGAAGUACUGUUAAGUAUCUUCCAAGAUCCGUAAAGGAUCCUGAAGAUCAUGAAGCCCAAAGUGAGAUGCUACUCGCUGCCACGCUAGCCGGUGUUGGUUUUGGUAAUGCGGGGGUUCAUCUCUGUCAUGGAAUGUCAUACCCCAUCUCCGGUCAAAACCCGGGCUACAAGCACGCGGGCUACGAAAUAGAAUCACCCAUCAUCCCUCACGGCGUCUCAGUCGCCGUAUCCGCACCCGCAGUCUUCCGAUUCACCGGCCCCUCGAACCCCGAUCGCCACCUUGCCGCCGCCGAAUGUUUCGGCGUAGACAUCACGAACGUAAAGCGCGAAGACGCAGGCCGGGUUCUAGCUGACGCUAUCACGGAAUUCCUCGCGGACUUAGGCGAUCAGCCCAAGGGGUUAAAGGAGCUGGGAUUUGACUCGAGCCAUAUCGAGGCCUUGGUUGAAGGUACGAUACCCCAGGCCAGAGUCCUGAUGCUGGCGCCUGGUCUGGCGAAGGAGCUUGAGCGGGAGAGGGAUCAGUUGAGGAGGUUGUUUGAGGAGGCCUUGGUGCAUUGACGAGGGCUGGUUAGGCUGUAUAUAAGCGAUUAACUAGAUAUUUUAUCUAAGUACCUACUCAGCAUGUAGAUAGUUUGAGCUAUAACUGGAACUAUGAGCUCUGAUCAAAGCCAAGCUAAUAUUUCAAGCUCUUCAGCUCAUACAUAACAUAAUUCGAAAAAUCAGUACGAACUGUUUAACAGUUUUCGUAGCCAUGCAAUUUUAUAAAAUAGAAACGUACAAAUUUAGAGGUAGUUUAGGAACAUUGCGGUGGUGAGACAUAGGUACCAAGAUGGUCAGUUAUAAUUGUAAGGGGGCCGGGUUGGCCUCCGAAUAAUAGCGAAUGCAGGUGCUAACCAACCCCCACGUUUUAGUGAGCGUUAGGCGGGCAGCCUUUGUUUCCUGCCUCUUCAACUUUCU